Lolium perenne is the source of this 354-nucleotide messenger RNA. Its product is annotated as cysteine proteinase inhibitor 5-like. Gene Ontology annotation, molecular function: cysteine-type endopeptidase inhibitor activity. Lineage: Eukaryota; Viridiplantae; Streptophyta; Magnoliopsida; Poales; Poaceae. The record is from RefSeq and is a predicted model, not a curated record.
AUGGGGACACACAAUAGCCUCCUUGUCACUAUUGCCGUUGUCAUUUGCGCCAUUGCUACGACCAGCACAGCAUAUAUCAAAGGCAAUGGUUGGGAACAGAUCCCAAACGUCAAUGACCCGAUGGUCCAGGAGAUUGGAAGGUGGGCGGUGGCUGAGCACGCCAGGCAAGCGAGCGAUGGGCUUCAGUUCAAGAGGGUGGUGAGCGGCAUGUUUCAAGUUGUGUCCGGCAAGAACUUUAAGCUCCGCAUUGACGCAGUGAACGGUGACAGCAAAGAUGGCGCGUACAGAGCGCAAGUAUAUGACCAGCCAUGGACUCAGACACGCACGCUAGAAUAUUUUGUUCCAACCAACUGA